Exophiala xenobiotica is the source of this 1844-nucleotide messenger RNA. RefSeq lists its product as uncharacterized. The transcript has a single exon. The coding region runs from base 40 to 1305 and encodes 421 amino acids. Gene Ontology annotation, cellular component: nucleus. Lineage: Eukaryota; Fungi; Ascomycota; Eurotiomycetes; Chaetothyriales; Herpotrichiellaceae. Gene Ontology annotation, molecular function: zinc ion binding. The record is from RefSeq and is a predicted model, not a curated record.
CGCAGACUGACUCUGCGCAAGACCAGACCAUACAUCAAUAUGUCUUAUGCUGUGGAAAUCAAGAAGCGCAAGUUCGACCGUAUCUUGGAGGCGCUUUCCGACAGUGCAGCAUCACCAUCUCGAACCUCACUCAAUGCCCGCAACAAUGCCUCAACCACGACGCUGACCCAAGAUUCCGCCUCCGACUCUUCCAAACGACGUCGCGUUACUCCUACUGCAAAAGCUGUUGUCCCUAGUACUUCUGUGACCUCUCUCUGCGGCCACUACCUUCCCUCCAGCCGAGCGGCGUUUCUACAGAGACUGGAAACCUUCCGACAUGUGACUCAGUGGCAUAUCCCUUCAACAGAGCCCAUCAAUGCUGCGGCAUGGGCGAAAAGAGGCUGGGUAUGUGUGGAUACCGACACUAUCUACUGCGGUGCCUGUAAAGAGAGAGUUCACGUUGAUCUAGACGCCGACUCUGAAUUGCUUAAGAACCAAGAAAACAAUGAGGAUGAAGAGGAGGAAGAGCAUGCCGACCAAGAUGACAGCGUUGUGAUGCGCUCGGAAAUCCACGAAAGCAUGGUGAAACGAUAUCAGGAGAUGAUCGUCACUGCCCAUGGUGAAAAUUGCCUUUGGCUCAAACGUGGCUGCGAUUCGUCAAUACAGCGAAUAGAAGGAUUGUUGAAUACCAGCAUGGCCAUUUCUGCACUGCGGACGCGUUACGAAAGUAUUAUUAACCGAGCAGAAGAGGUUCCCAGAGUAGCACCUCUCCCUGGCGAUGGUUUCGAGGCCACAGAAGGUUUGGAGCGAUUCCGGUUCAAUGACAACGAGAAGCCGCAGCUCGACGCUCUGAAACUGGCAGUCUGUGGGUGGGAAAGAAAAUGCGAAGAUGUCAUCGAAUGUCGUCACUGCUUUCGGUCACUUGGACUAUGGCUAUAUCGUGGUGAGACGCCUGCAAUGGAGAGACUGGACGCUGUUGAAGAUCAUCUUGAGUAUUGCCCGUGGAGAUCGACCGAGGCUCAAGAUACAGAGAUUAUUAUUGGAGGUCGCAGGGACAGUGAGGGCUCCUCACCGAGCUUACAGCGAGUGGCAGGAUGGGCUCUGGUAUUGCAGGCUAUGCUCAAAGACAACAGCAAGAGAGAAUCAAAGCAACCAGUUUCCACUUCUGCCUCGGAGACAGAACUGACCAGUACUCCGAACAAUGAGUCUCAGACGCCGGAGCAACGAGAAAAGAAAAUGAGGGAUUUAUUGCGCAGAAUCAAGGAAAUCAAGAAGCCAUUCAACGUCAAGGCGCUGCUGAAACGCAAGGACAAAGGCCAGACCUGAUGAGACCACGACAAGGAAUGAUCCAUCACUGACUUCCCUCUUCCGAUAGCCGUGGUUGUUAUAUCACGGAAUGGUUCCCGGAUGUUGGCGAUGACAUUGUGUAGGUAGUCCGGCUUCCAACCUCGGCCGGCUUAUGGUCAAAUAUCGGAAGUGUUCGGAAGAUACCGCGACCUGUGCACGUGGGAGGCUGCGAACACCGUCUGUGUGAGAUUGCACCAGACAAACUCGAGAGAUGAUCAAUCAUCGGAAGCGAGAUCGGAGCUUUCUUUUUGCAUGUGCUAGCGUUUGAGGAAAUGCAGAGGGAAGGGUUGGUUUUUCCGCAAGGCUGAAGGUGGAUCUGAACUAAGUGGACACAAGACUCGAGCCUUGUCGCAGGGUGGCCGCAGCAGACAAUGUGCUCGACCAUCUGUUAAGCUGGUCGCAGGUGGUUCCGGUCAAGGGCUUUGGGUAAGGGUGAAUCAAAGAUCCAAGACCUCAAUGUACACAGUAGGCUCAAUUAUUAUCCUUUGCAGCCUCGCCCAGAAUGCCAUCAACUGUAC